AUGUCGCUCACCAAGGGCAGCAGAGAGACUGUGGAAAAGGUGCUGGUGUGGGGAGCGGAGCCCCCAGCUCAGCCCCUGAGCAUCAGAGCGUGGAAACUGAUGCAAAGUGAUGCAAAGUGGAACUGCCUCACGUUGACAGUCCUUGCUAUUUUCCAUGAGCUGCAUGUGGAUACAGAUUUGUACACACUCCUGUUUGGAGAGAGUGUCCUAAAUGAUGCUGUGGCUAUCGUGCUGACGUACUCUAUAUCCAUUUACAGUCCUAAGGAGAAUCCUAAUGCGUUUGAUGCUGCUGCUUUCUUCCAGUCAGUGGGAAAUUUCCUAGGGAUCUUUGCUGGAUCAUUUGCCAUGGGAUCCUCUUAUGCUGUUGUCACAGCUUUAUUGACAAAAUUUACAAAGCUGUGUGAGUUCCCUAUGUUGGAGACAGGUCUGGUUUUCCUCCUAUCCUGGAGUGCCUUCUUAUCAGCAGAAGCUGCUGGUCUUACAGGUAUUGUUGCAGUGCUUUUCUGUGGAGUCACACAGGCCCAUUAUACCUACAGCAAUCUGUCACCAGAUUCCAAAAUGAGAACUAAACAGUUGUUCGAGUUCAUGAAUUUUUUGGCUGAGAAUGUCAUCUUCUGUUACAUGGGACUCGCACUAUUCACGUUUCAAAAUCAUAUCUUCAAUCCUCUUUUUAUAUUUGGUGCAUUUGUGGCAGUUUUUGUAGCAAGAGCUUGCAACAUAUACCCACUUUCUUUCCUUUUGAAUUUGGGUCGAAAACAAAAGAUUCCCAGGAACUUCCAACACAUGAUGAUGUUUUCAGGUUUACGUGGUGCAAUAGCAUUUGCAUUGGCUAUUCAAGACACAGAAUCCCAACCCAAACAAAUGAUGUUUACAACAGCACUGCUUAUUGUGUUUUUCACAGUCUGGGUAUUUGGUGGGGGCACAACACCAAUGCUCACAUGGCUUCAGAUCAGAGUUGGCGUAGAUCCAGAUGAAGAUCUGAAAGCAGAAGCUGCAAGCCAGAGUGCAUCUAACUUGGAUAAAAAUACAACCAAAGCUGAGAGUGCAUGGCUGUUCAGAAUAUGGUAUGGCUUUGACCACAAAUACCUAAAACCUAUCUUAACCCACGCCGGUCCACCUCUCACAACGACAUUACCUGAAUGGUGUAAUCCUGUUGCCAGGCUUCUGACCAGCCCCAGUGCAUAUGGCGAUCAACUGAAGGAUGAUAACACAGAUUAUAUCAUAAAUAAUGAUGAAUUGACUGAAAACUAUGAAUCAUCUGCUCACAUACCAGUGCCAACACAGGACAGAACAGGCUUCACCCAGGCUAUGGGCAAGGAAGAUAUUAAUGAAGGAGACCUAGGAUUAGGAGGGUACAAACUCCAGCUUGAACACACUGCUGGUCAACCCCAGAUGAAUUCAUUGGCAUGAACAGUGUAAUGUUAAUCACAAGAAAUAAGACUAAAACAAAGAAAUAAAAGAUACUAUUAUGUGAACAAGAGGCUAGAAA
Messenger RNA from Pelecanus crispus (Dalmatian pelican), 1489 nucleotides. The record is from RefSeq and is a predicted model, not a curated record. NCBI's taxonomy places the organism in Eukaryota, Metazoa, Chordata, Aves, Pelecaniformes, Pelecanidae.